ACCAAUUUGGAGGAAAUUAACGAUAAAAUGAAUUUAUUAUUAAUUUCAGUAUUAUUUAGCUCGCUAUCAUUACUAAAGGGAAAUAAUUGGCCAAGACAUAGUAAAGUUUAAACAAACAAUAUAUUCAUGCCAGUAUCGAAGUUCUGGCUACUGGGCUGGUGAAACCCUCUGGAACUAACAGUCAACCAACAGAGGUAUCGUCCCAGUGGUAGUGAUAACAUAAAUGGUACCAAGUUUAAUGCAGCAGAUCCACAUUUCGACAAUUAAUGUCUCUUCAGUGAUGUUCGAGCACUUCACAUUUUAUAAGUAAUAUAGAAAUGAUACCAAAAUGGUGUUGGGAUACAUAUUCAAAUAAAUUUAUAAGAAGAUAUUUUCCAGUUAGAAAAUUAAUAUGCAUUCCUGGUUUUGAAGGAGAUACUUGUUCGAUACAAUGUUUUACCUGCCAAAGUUACAGAGAAUUAGAUACAAGAGUUAAAACACUCGAAACAAAUCGACCGGUCAUCAUACCGAAUAAUGGCGGAGGAGGUGGAACAGGUCAAAAAGGGGAGAAAGGGGAAAAGGGUAUGACAGCGGAAAGAGGGCUACAAGGUUUUAAAGGUGAAAGAGGCGAAAAGGGCGGACCAGGACAAAUUGGAUUUACAGGAUAUAAAGGUGACAAAGGAGACAAAGGAGACGGUGGAAAACCAGGAGUGAAGGGAGAAAUAGGUUUGAUAGGACUACAAGGAGAAAGAGGGCAGAAAGGGGAACCUGGAAAUGGGGGUGAUGGAAAUGGAGGAAGUGGAGGAAGCGGAGAAAAGGGAGAACCAGGUAUAAGCGGUCCACGUGGUCCACCAGGGUUGACAGGACCCCAGGGGCCUCAAGGAGAACAGGGACUACCAGGACUUAAUGGACUACCUGGCCAAAAAGGUGAUCCAGGGAUGAAUGGAAUUAAUGGUUUUCCGGGAAAAGAUGGGUUAAAUGGAUUACAAGGACCUCAAGGGAUAGCAGGGGUGAUUGGCGAUCGAGGAUAUCCGGGCAUUCCAGGAGACACAGGAAGAAAAGGAGAGCCUGGUGAACGUGGUUUUAUGGGACCGCCGGGAUUGACAGGUCCUGCUGGUCCUAUAGGAAUUCCAGGAGAAACAACAACAAUUGUAGUUCCUAAUGAAGAAAUUGCGAUUUUAAAAGAAAGAAUAAAGAGUUUAGAAAAUAAUGUAUCAUCAUGUUGCAAUGAAGUUAAAGAACUAAAUGUCAUAGUUACAGGAAUAUUAAAAUCUUUAAGUACUACUACCACCGCCGCUGUACCAGGUACAACAACUACCACUACGGAACCAAGUACCACAACUACCUUCACUAUACCUAGAACAACAACUCCUACUAUCAUGCCAACAACUACGACAGAACCUGCAACAACAUCGUUCCAAGGUUGUGAACCAAAUCAGUUUAAGUGUAUAAGUACAGAUAGAUGUCUCCCUCUGGCAUUUAGAUGUGAUGGCAUUAAUGAUUGUGACGAUGAAAGUGAUGAACGUAAUUGUGAUUGUAACGAAUUCCAGUUUACAUGUGAAUCUGACCAGCGUUGUAUUCAAAUAGACAAAAAAUGUAACAACGAAUUCGAUUGUGCUGAUAGAUCCGAUGAAAGAAACUGUGAGAGAAUUGCCCAAUGUCCGGAAGGUUUAUUUACAUGCAAAAAUGGAAAAUGUAUCAGUCGAAAUUUACAAUGUGAUGAUGUCGAUGACUGUGGUGAUGAAAGUGACGAACAGAAAUGUGAAAUUGAUAUAGAAGGCACAGGUGACCAAGAACUCCGAGGAGACGUACCAUACUCUGUUCGCUAGUCCAGUAUCCACCCGCUUGUACAGUUCACUAACGCGUCUUUCCUGUAUUUGAUCUUUGACCUAGUGAUACGGCAUGUACACUUCACAGAUAUGUAAACUGUUCGAUAUAUCUCUCUCUCUAAACCUGUAGCUUUUGUAUUGUAUCGCAUUCUUAGCUGUUUUGUGAUUAGGCAAAAUGCUGCACUUAUAAAAACUUUUAUCAUGUAAACAUGUUUCAAAUUCCUCUUUCUGGAGUUUUGCUUUUAUAAACAGUGCAUUCGACAAAGGCUGCAUGUUUAACUUUGUUCGGUAGCCUGAAAAAUGUAUCUCAUAUUUCUUACUUUUGAAAUUAUAUAACCCUGCAGCAUUUUGCUUUUCGGUAUAUUAUACGUCAUCCUCGGAUUACUCUUGGAAUAUGAAUUUCUUUUAAAAUAUGCAAUUUUUGUAUGAAUUUUGAAUAACUUACAUGACAGUUGUUGAUAAUAUAUUUUUGUAUUUUUAAGGAAAUAAAAGUUACUUUCGAAAGGUGA
Molecule: messenger RNA, 2317 nt
Organism: Mytilus californianus (California mussel)
Lineage: Eukaryota; Metazoa; Mollusca; Bivalvia; Mytilida; Mytilidae
Product: collagen alpha-3(IX) chain-like
Exons: 13
Coding region: 318-1808 (496 amino acids)
Cellular component (GO): plasma membrane
Molecular function (GO): protein binding
Source: RefSeq, a predicted model, not a curated record